Sapajus apella (tufted capuchin) is the source of this 1413-nucleotide messenger RNA. It is a transcript of the gene CUNH8orf74, whose product is annotated as chromosome unknown C8orf74 homolog. The coding region runs from base 1 to 1296 and encodes 431 amino acids. The transcript is spliced from 7 exons. The record is from RefSeq and is a predicted model, not a curated record. Lineage: Eukaryota; Metazoa; Chordata; Mammalia; Primates; Cebidae.
AUGCGCAACUCAAAGAUGUGUUCUCGCCAUCUGAAAUGUGUUUCUGGGCUGUGGACCUCUCCGAGGGAGCGAGCCCUGGUGCCCUACCGGGACCUCCUCCAAGGUGCACCCCAAGGCAGUGUCUUUGUCCCUUUUCCCUUUCCUGUGCAGCAGCUGGGGAGGGAGCCUGGGGCAGGGGAUGAGUGGGCUUCCCCAGCAGCUCAGCUCUCCCCUUUCAACAGAACCACAGAAAUGGGUGGACUCGAGAACCUGGGCUCAUUUCUGAAGUGCCCUACCAGUGGUGUAAAGAGGACCGGCUUUGAAGAAAUUAAGUUUCCAUGUGGGUCUGAGUACUGCAGGGCCACUCUUGGAAUCACUGGUGCCCUGUUCCAAACUCCUGGCUCGGUCUCCUGGCAACCAGAUGCAGGGGCCAUGGCACUCUUAACACCCCACGGAGUGAGAGAAGUCUUCCAAUUUCAGAGACCACAAGGUCGGGAGCACCUGAGGAGGCUUCUGAACUGGGAGGAAUUUGAUGAACAAAGAGAUUCCCGGAGGAGCAUCCUACUGGACACCCUCUACGAGAGCAUCAUCUUUGCAGUGGGCAAAGGCUUCCCAUGGGUGGAGGUAGCCCAAGUGGUCAAGUUCACAGAAGAGCUGCUAAGGGAAACCAAAGGCUGCUCCGUUACUGAGGCUGUGAUGAUUCUGGGGAACAAGCUCAGAGAUUACCAGGGCCAUUUCAACCCCACCCACCUGCUGGCCCUCUGUGACUACUUCCACCACACCUUCAUCCACCACUACAAACUCUACCAGUAUGUCCUGGGCCAGGACCAGCAGGUCGACCUGACCGUUGCCCACCUGGAGGUGUGCAUGCCACCCCAGCCCCUCCCGCUGGCCGAGGGCAUGGACAGGGGCUUGUGGACCCACGAGCAGCAGGUGGCUGCGCUGACCGAGGCCGAGGCACAGAAGCGCGCCGACAUGCUGCUCCUGAAGGAAGCGCUGCUCCUGGAGCAGGAGAACUCGCUGCAGAAGGCGUUCACCUCCGCCAUGCCCGCGCACCCCAGCCAGGUCCUGGAGAGACAGGAGCUGGAGAGCCUUGUCCACCAGGCCGUCCACAUCCAGAUGGAGCUCCUGCAGGAGCUGCUGCAGUGCCAGAUCCAGAACACUUUCGCCAUCUUGGACCUGAAGCUUCAGAAGAAGACUCUGAACCUCAACGCCCCUGCCCCUUUCCCACCCCCCAUCACCAGCCACGCAGGCCAGGAGGAAGCCCUGAAGCCCCACAAAGCAAGUAAAGGAAAGAAAGCGAAGGCAAGCAAGUAGAAGGCCCCGACCGCCACCCCAGACUGACUGGGGACCAGCCAUCCACAGCCGUGAGUUGUGCGGCAUGGUGAGCUCAGCACCCACAGAGACUUCUUGCGAUAAAAAGAAACAAACCCA